Messenger RNA from Naumovozyma dairenensis CBS 421, 819 nucleotides. RefSeq names its product mitochondrial 37S ribosomal protein mS43 (gene MRP1). The coding region runs from base 1 to 819 and encodes 272 amino acids. The record is from RefSeq and is a predicted model, not a curated record. Gene Ontology annotation, molecular function: metal ion binding; superoxide dismutase activity. Gene Ontology annotation, biological process: superoxide metabolic process. The transcript has a single exon. NCBI's taxonomy places the organism in Eukaryota, Fungi, Ascomycota, Saccharomycetes, Saccharomycetales, Saccharomycetaceae.
AUGCUAAACAAUUUCACAAGGAGCCAAGGCAACACAAAUGACAAUAAUUAUUUGAGUCUAAUCCAACAAUUCAGUAAUACUGUUACUAAGAGGGAUGUCGUCAAUUAUGCCUCAUUGUUAUAUAAUUUGAAUUUCGCAUUUUCGUCACUGAAAGGAUGUGAUAGAGAAUUGCCCAAGAUAUUACGUGGUUCCGAAUCACUACUUCAAAUCCCGGACUUUUCCCAGGAUAUGGAUGUUGCUCAUAGUAAAAAUAGUAAUAAUAUCCUAUCUCAAACCAAUAAUGACACGUUUUGUAAAAUCUUAGAAUCAUCAUUUGGUUCCAUUGAAGAAUUCAAGACUUUGUUUAUGAAUUCUUGUUCAGCAAUUUCAGGUGAUGGGUUUACAUGGUUAAUUGCUAAAAGAAACUCGUCAAAUAUGAUGAUGGAAUCAUUAACAAAUUCGAAAAACAAUCUUGAUAAAUUGUUUGUGUUGAAUACUUACAAUGCUGGAUCUCCAUACAUUAAUGAUCGUUUGGAAAUGAUGAAAAUGUUAGCAAACAAAGCUAACAAGAUGCAAGAAGGGAAGAUGGAGAUGGAAACCGAUGAUGUCAAUUCGGAAAAAGUCCCCAUAUUUGAAGGGAUGAUGUCUGUGGAAGAAGCAAGAGAAACCCAUUCUGUUGAUGUCAAGGCUCAAUACGUUCCAUUGUUGGCAAUAGAUGGUUCGCCGAAGUCAUGGCUAAUGGAUUAUGGUGUGUUUGGUAAGGAACAAUACCUUAACCAUGUCUGGGAUUCUAUUGACUGGUAUGUGGUCGCAAAUAGACUUCCGAAGAGUGUUGAAUAG